CUGCCUUCCUGUCGGGACUGAACAGUGGUAAGUGAAAAGAGUCAGUCAGCGGAGUUAGACCUGUGCAGAGAACCAGACCUGUUUCCACACGGAAGGAGAGACUGUCUAGGACAGUAACACUGCCUGAGGAAGCUGCUGUGCAGAGAGCUGUUCUAGCAGGUGAUCGCCCUUAUUUGGUAAUGGCCCAGUCAUGUGACCACAAAAUGGUGGAAGCUGUGAGCUGUCCGUAAGCUGAGCAUCUCCAUCGAGAGGCUGGGAAAAAAAGGAAAUAGGCAGGGAACUUGGAAGUACAUCCAUGCACUGAACCACGCAAAAGGACAGAGAUUCCCGAGCCCCAGCAGUGCCAGCAGACAGGAAGCGAGAGUGAGGGAGGAGCUGCUGUCAUCAGCACUGUGAUCCUGUGCUGUGCUGUUGAAGUGGAUCUGAAGCAGCUCAGCAUCCUCCAUGGAGGAUGCACAUAACAGCUGAGGUCCUCGUGGGGAUGGACCUGGCAUCAGAGAGUAAAAUGAACUCUGAAGGGGGCGAAGGCAGACCCGUCCCGCCUACCUCUCUUCCCCUGCAAGGAGGUCCCAGCCAAAGAAAAAAGCUCUCUGCCCCUCGAAUCAGCCUGUCACUGGACCAGAGCGAGGAUGACUUGGGGGAGACGCCAGAUGAUCUUGACAUUAAUGUUGAUGACCUGGACACUCCUGAUGAGGGGGAUUACCUUGACUACAUGGACCAUGAAAUGGACUGGGAAGACCCCAAUGCAGCCAAUAGGAGCAGGACAAGUGAGCCUUACAAUCCAAUCCCGACAUACAGCGCUGAGGAGGAGCGCCAGGACGGCAAACUAUGGAGGACGGUCGUCAUUGGGGAGCAGGAGCACCGCAUCAACAUGAAGGUCAUCGAGCCUUACAUGAGAGUCAUCUCCCACGGAGGCUACUAUAGCAACGGAGGGAAUGCCAUCAUAGUGUUUGCUGCCUGUUUCCUGCCAGACAGUGACAGAGAGGACUACCAUGAAAUAAUGGAGAACCUCUUCCUCUAUGUGAUCAGUACACUGGAGCUGAUGGUUGCAGAGGACUACAUGAUCGUGUACCUGAAUGGAGCCACACCCCACAGAAGAAUGCCUGGCCUUGGUUGGCUAAAGAAAUGCUAUCAGAUGAUUGACAGAAGGCUCAGGAAGAAUUUGAAAUCCUUCAUUAUUCUCCAUCCGUCAUGGUUUAUCAGGACUGUUCUAGCCAUUACCAAGCCCUUCAUCAGCACCAAGUUCAGCAGUAAGAUUAAGUACGUGAACAGUUUGGACGAACUGCACAAAUCCAUCCCCAUGGACUGCAUCCAGAUCCCAGAGUGCAUCAUUAGACUUGACAAGGAACUGAAGGAGGCAGCAGAUAACUCAAAACGGAAUAGUUUUUUGCUGGGACUGGAUCCAACAACAGCAGCAGGCAGAACAGAACCAGACGCAGCCGGUGCCACCAGCUCUUAAACACCAACAUCCUAAAUGGAUAGGUUAUCUCAAUGUUCUGAAGUCACUGUUGUAUUGUACGGGUGAAGCUGGAAAAAGUCAAAGGCUUGUUAAGCUAGUGUGUGUGUGUGUGUCAGUGUUUGUUAAUUAGACACUGGAGUUUAAUAUGAAAACAAAACUUGCAAUAGCUCCUGUUAAAACUAAAGAGUUGGAUCUCUUUCUUUAUGGCUGCUGUAGCAUCUACUGUACCUCAACACUGGCAAUCCAGAGAACUAUAUAGUCGAGCGUGACGCUUGGCAGCACCUACAAAGUAGCAUCGUUGUUCACGGUAGGGAGUAGGAAAUGCAAUUACAAACCAGACUACACUGCACAAAUCGAUUUGUAGAGUCUAUCAUGUUGUAGUUGUGUGCAUGAGGAGCAGUGAAGCAAUAAUAUCACCCUUUACUGGUCACACUGUCAGUAUUUCAGAUAAAGAGGCGACAUGUGUGUCAGCAAUGUACAAUAAAAGCACAUUGUGUGCACAAAAAAACCUUGUGCCAUAGAUGACCAAUUACUGCAUUUAAGCAAUCCACUCCUUAAUUCUCCUUUUAAAACUGGGGGAAACAAAUCUACAAAAAAUACAAUUACAACUUCAUAGAGUCUAUCUGAAACCGAAGAGGAAUAAGUUAAAUAUGAAACCAAGUUAUCAGUGGAGUGUCGGAGCAUAUCCUUUCAGCUCUGCAAGCGUGUGUGUGUUUUCAAUCACUUUCUACGAUAUAUAGACUGGGAAUCAUCUCUUCAGCUUCUCUUGGAUCUUUAAGAAUAAACCUCAGUAAAUUAAAGAUGGGAUUUCUGUAAAGCACAAUAUCUUGUGUGUCCACACGCAUGUAUGUGUGUGUUUGUGCAUCAGUGCAUGUCCCCUCAUAGAUAACGGAUUGUCCUCUUACCCGUGAGUCUUAAGUGCUGUAUUGAGGAUGUGCAAAGAAGUUAUGGAUCACUGUCUAGUAAUUCAAAUAAAUGGACUGAAAUCUAAA
Messenger RNA from Anarrhichthys ocellatus (wolf-eel), 2451 nucleotides. It is a transcript of the gene prune2, whose product is annotated as prune homolog 2 with BCH domain. Bases 452 to 1459 code for a protein of 335 amino acids. The transcript is spliced from 13 exons. Gene Ontology annotation, biological process: apoptotic process. The record is from RefSeq and is a predicted model, not a curated record. Gene Ontology annotation, cellular component: cytoplasm. Lineage: Eukaryota; Metazoa; Chordata; Actinopteri; Perciformes; Anarhichadidae.